AUGCCACCCGCUCUGAGUGAUUUGGAGUCUUCGGACAGCGAGAUCCCGGCCGCUGUUGCCCCCAAUUCCUCCAAGAAGCAGCCCAAGAAGCAGCCCAAGAAGCCUGCGCCCGUAGAACCCGCCGUCGAGGAGGAGGAGGAGGAGGAGGAGGAGGAGGAGGAGGAGGACGCUGGCGAGGACGAAUACAUUGUCGAGAAGAUUCUCGGGCACCGCUUCAACAAGGGUGUGCUAGAAUUCGAUGUCAAGUGGCAGGGCUAUGAAGACCCCAAGGACCGCACCUGGGAGCCCGAGGCGAACAUGGAGACAGCCGCCGACGUGCUGAGCGAGUACUUCGAGGACCUCGGCGGGCGUCCUGAGAAGCCUGAGAAGGGCGCCAAGCGCAAGGGCCGCGCCUCGAUGGCCAAGAGCGAGACGUCCACGCCCGCCACGGCCUCCAAACGCGCAAAGAAGACACAGGAAGAGCCCGUCGAGAAGGCGUGGAGUCCGCCGCCAGGCUCGUGGGAGCACGACGUCUCGCACAUUGACACAGUUGAGCAGAACACAGACCCGAAGACUGGCAAGGACGCCAAGUUCGCGUACAUUGUUUGGAACAACCAGAAGAAGACGCAGCACCCGCUGAAGCACAUCUACACCAAAUGUCCACAGAAGAUGCUACUAUACUACGAAAGCCACUUGGUCUUCACCCCGAGCGAAACAAACGGCGAACCCACGGACGAGAAAUACUAG
Molecule: messenger RNA, 726 nt
Organism: Boeremia exigua
Lineage: Eukaryota; Fungi; Ascomycota; Dothideomycetes; Pleosporales; Didymellaceae
Exons: 5
Coding region: 1-726 (241 amino acids)
Biological process (GO): negative regulation of transcription by RNA polymerase II; chromatin organization
Cellular component (GO): nucleus; pericentric heterochromatin
Molecular function (GO): chromatin binding
Source: RefSeq, a predicted model, not a curated record